UCCGUGGUUGACAUUUGGUGGGGUUGCGUGCUCUCUGUCAAACGUCGGCUAAACUAGUAGAUACAACGUCUUAACAGCAACGUGAAUGUGAUUCGAUCUCCAACAGUUUUAUUCAUCAUGUUCGUUAAUCCAAAACCCUUAGUUUUUGUGCUUUUUUUUGACACGUAAUCACGAAAAUGUUUUAAAAAGUGUGGUUACUUUUGAAGUGCGUACCCUACCCGCGCAUCGAUUGACAGCUCGCCGCGUGACGCCCCCUCGUGGUUCCAAACCCACACUACUCAGUCAUGUAGGUUAUGUCGUGGGAAGUAGUUUGUGUUUCGUUUGUGCAAGUGCAUUCUCGUUCAAGCCGAAAAUCAAUGUGUGGCGAAAAUGUCUGAGGAACUUUUGGUGGUUUUAAAUCGCAGUGAGAGCUCCGGUUUCGGAUUUUCCCUGUUGGGUAAACCUGGCUUGCCGCCCAUCAUCUACAACAUUCUGGACGACUCUCCAGCCGCCGAGAGCGGAGAGGUGGAAGUGGGGGAUGUGAUCCUGAAAGUUAAUGAAACAGAUGUGAACCGUUUCAGCACGAAGGAAGUUUUAAAAUGCCUACGAUUAUCAUCAGAUCCCGUAACACUAAAAAUAAAACGUGAUCCGAAGAUCAAAGCGACUGUUCGCAAGCACCUCCUCUCAGUCAGUGGCGGCGACGCCGAAAAUCGCAACAGGAGCGCAGGCCAUAUCAAUUCUCUGGGUGUUGGUGCGCCCACUUCACGUACCAUCAGACCGGGACCAGCGGUACACCAGAGCCAUGUCCGGACGAACGGCAGCUGUCCAGAACAGGAACCAUUGCUCGAGCACGACAACGAGGAGAACGAGAGACUGCAGUGGGAACCUCUGGCAGCUACCGAGAAGACAAAGGGGAAACCCAAAUUUGAAGCGUACAUGAUGACUGGGGAACACAUACUCAAUAUAUCGCGCAUGCCGCAAACUGCUAGCAUCAUACCGAAGCAACAGAAAAAGGUGGACAGUCUAAGGUACCACAACAGCCACACCCACCACUUGCGUCACCAGCACAAUUCGGUGCCAAACAGUCCGAACGAGAUGGACAUCGGUUUCAAGAACAACCACUGCAAGUCAGGCUCGAACUCGGCGAACACAUCUCCAGUCAGUGCCAAUAAAUGGGACACGCAUACGUCGCCCGGCGCCGGUGACGCCUCCAAGUCCUACAGCAACUUCGUGCGGACGAGCCGAUCAGAGGACCAGCUGCAGGGACAGAACGACACGUGCGGCAUGAGCACGGUGAACGUGGACGUCGACGAGGACAUCACCAGCUCGCUGAACACGCUGUUGGACACGCGGCCAGAGAACGUCAGUGCUUCCGGGGAUAGCAAUAGCGACAGGAUAGUGUGGACAUACAACGCCCCCACCACCACCGACCACCACAAGUUCUGCCACACCUUGUCGAACGGCAGCAGCUCGUCGCACAGCAACACGUCGCCGACGUCGUCGAGCCCCCUCCAUUCCGGCUCUCCCGCCUCCCCCACGUCUGUGUCUUCCUCGGUGAUGUCGAGCCAAUCGGGCUCGAAGAGAUUCCCCUACGUUCCGAGCGGCGGCACGUCGCAGCCGCAGACCGCCAACGGCGGCGACUUCAGCGUUUCGGAAGCCAUUUCGAACAUCUCCAGUCCGGAUUACCAUGACGAUGACAGCAUGGGCAUCAGAGACUGCGUGAUGGAGAUCAGUGACCAUAGUGAUAGUGAUAGUACUUUGUUGGUGUCGGAGCCGAGACAGAGGCACGGGAGUAGGGGGGAAGGGGACCAUAGGAUUGUGAUACAAGUGAAGGGACCUGACAAGGACGGAGUUAACGGGAAGGACAGAGGGAAGGGGGCCUGCUGUGAUAAUAAUAAUAAGAGUAGGAACGAAACGGGAGGAUAUCAGAUACAUGAGUUGAUCGAACCAAGCUACGAAAACGACGAAGAAACGACGAAAGAAUACGGGAAGUCUUCGUCGCCUCAGUCAUCGGAAGACGAAAGUGACGUGGAGAGCCUCCAUAGUUUCCAUUAUUCACCGAAAGCGGUGGACUUGCCUUCUGCCAUACGAUUGGCAAAACGUUUAUACGGUUUGGACGGAUUCAAAAAGUCUGACGUAUCGAGACAUCUUAGUAAAAACAAUGACUUCAGUCGUGCAGUAGCCGAAGAGUAUCUAAAAUAUUUCGAAUUCGAAAACGACACUUUAGAUAUAGCUUUACGAAAGUUCCUCAAGCAGUUCUCUCUCACGGGUGAAACUCAAGAGAGGGAGAGAGUCCUCGUUCAUUUUUCUAAGAGAUAUUUAGACUGCAAUCCCGGAUCGUUUAAUUCGCAAGAUGCGGUACAUACUCUGACGUGUGCCAUUAUGUUGCUCAACACGGACCUUCACGGUCAGAACAUCAACCGGAAGAUGACGUGUAACGAGUUCAUCGAGAACCUUUCGGGUUUAAACGAACAGGAGAACUUCCCUCGGGAGAUCCUCAAGCAGCUCUACCACGCCAUUAAAAAUUACCCUCUAGAAUGGGCACUGGACGAAGAGGUAGAAGAUGGCGGUACACAAAUGCAAAUAAAAAGCAACGACCAGCUCGGUCUUGGGGGAAAUCCGUUCCUUGAUGUUCCCGUGUCCUCGAAUGCCGUGGAAUACAAAAAGGGAUACGUCAUGAGGAAGUGCUGCUACGAGGCCAACGCCAAGAGAAGCCUUUGCUGCAUUUUUCUAGCACCGUUUCACAAGCGUAGUUGGAAGAUGUUUUAUUGUACAUUGCGGGAUUUGGUCUUGUAUCUCCACAAGGACGAGAACGGCUUCAAAAAGAACCAAAUGGGUGAUAAUUUGCACAACGCGAUACGGAUACACCACGCAUUGGCGACCAAAGCGACGGACUACACGAAGAAGAUGUUUGUUUUUAGGCUGCAGACGGCGGAUCAAGCGGAAUAUCUCUUCCAAACCGGCGAUUCCAAGGAGCUGCAGUCGUGGAUAGAUACCAUCAACUUCGUGUGCGCGAGUUUCUCGGCGGCUCCCCUGGAAGCAGCUGUCGGCUCUCAGAAGAAAUUCCAAAGGCCACUCUUGCCAUGUAGUCAUACGAAAUUAAAUAUGAGAGAACAGCUCAGAGAUCACGAGGAGAGAGUACUUAGACUGGAAGCUGAACUAGAGGAACAUCGAAAAUCACCCCCAGACAAAGGUUCUAAGUCUUUAGUUGUACAGAAUUAUAAGGAGAAGGAGGCUUACUUGACCUUCGAGGUGAAACGCUACAGGACAUACUCGUAUAUUUUACGUUCGCGCAUGUCCCAGUACACCGAGCAGCACACCGUAAGCCUCGUGGAGAACAGCAUAGGCGAAGUUGACGAAGCGACCGGUGUGACCUUGAUGGACGGACCAUCGGGUGGGAUCGUCCCGCCGCCGAUCCCCGACCGACCAUCGCCGCCUACGAAUAGGUAUAGUUACAGACAGGCUAUUUACAAUCGAAACAUGCUCAACGGUGAUGCUGAUAUAGGCUGACGGGUGAUGGGGGUGUUCUCGGCAUGUGUGCUUUGACAGCCUGUCAGUAAAUUUCAUCAUUUCGAAAAGGAUUUUGUUGUUUACAACAUGAUUUUAUUUGUUUGUUUCGUUGAAAUGUUGUAUGCAGCAAAUCGUGUGCUUCUUUUCUUUUAUUCCAUGUGGUAUAUGGCAACUAACAGUGAGGCUUAUUUUGAAAUGUGGCUAAACUGUGGAAUAUGGCGGCUUUAGUUUCUUUUUUGUUUUCCUGAGAGAUGUAUCUUGUGGUUAUUGUUAGUAAAAUAUCAUUCAUUGAAGGAAGCGGUUCAAUGAAUCAUAUUGACAAUAAGUUGUGUAUUGUUGUUUUGCGUUGUAUCAAGGUUAUGUUGUGGUGGUGGUGGAAUACAGGAAUGGCUUGUUUGAGAGCACCUCUGGAUUUUCAAAUUUGUAAUUAGUUCGAUACUCUUUACAAAUAUUACAAACGUUUAGAAAUCAAAACAUUUUUAAGAAGUAUUACGUAUUGUCGAGUGCACCUGACUCUACUAGAUUCUCUUUAGAAAGAGACUAAAUCAUUCCAAUACAUCUUCCAACGAGUAUUCCAAAAGUAUUAUUUUUCAAAGUUGUAUGUGUCAACUAUCGAUGUAGAAGUAGUGUAGGCACAGGACGCUCGUUCGACUAGCAUUUUUAUUUAUUCGCGUCGAUUCCCCUCUUCUUCAUCAACGUGGACAUCCACUUUUUUCAUUUUUACAUGUAUACGUUUUUUCUCUAUAUGUGAGUGCCCGGUUUUUACUUUAUUUAUGUUUUGGUGUUUUUUGUUUUAUUUAUUUAUUUAUUUUUGGAGCGUGUUGUGCCGUCAGGAUCGGUUAGUGUUACCAACUGGGUUAAAAAAAAAUCCCCAAGUGCAAUUUUGUUGGGUCAGUGUUGAGGACAACGUUGACCUAACAUGCCUAUUUUAUUAUGAAAAUUUACAAUAACGAUUUGCUUUACUAGAGUGGUUGUAAAAUAGCGAUAUAAGGGUACAGUGCACUCAAACAAAGAAAGUAUGGAAUAAUAUAACAAAUACCAUAGUGU
Molecule: messenger RNA, 4536 nt
Organism: Zophobas morio
Lineage: Eukaryota; Metazoa; Arthropoda; Insecta; Coleoptera; Tenebrionidae
Product: PH and SEC7 domain-containing protein-like
Exons: 15
Coding region: 370-3489 (1039 amino acids)
Biological process (GO): regulation of ARF protein signal transduction
Molecular function (GO): phospholipid binding; protein binding; guanyl-nucleotide exchange factor activity
Source: RefSeq, a predicted model, not a curated record